Molecule: messenger RNA, 1500 nt
Organism: Plasmodium malariae
Lineage: Eukaryota; Apicomplexa; Aconoidasida; Haemosporida; Plasmodiidae
Product: DNA replication complex GINS protein, putative
Exons: 3
Coding region: 1-1500 (499 amino acids)
Biological process (GO): DNA replication; double-strand break repair via break-induced replication
Cellular component (GO): nucleus; GINS complex
Source: RefSeq, a predicted model, not a curated record
AUGAUGGACGACGUGUUUGCUAUUUUUAAAAAAAAGCAUAAGACAAAGAAAAGAGUGUCUACUACAAACGGAACAGAAGAAAAAAAAGAAAAAAAAAGUUUUUUUCACUUGAAUAGAAAAAACCCAAGAAGAGCGCAUAAUGAAGAUGAUUCUUUUAAUUAUUAUAGAACUCCUGGAGAAACAACAAACGAAAAAAAAAAAAAUAAUGAUAUUGAAAAUGUAAUUACUGUUGAAUUUCCCGCAUUGCCAUAUAAAAAUACAGAGUCAUGUAUAUCAUUUUAUUAUAUUCAAUAUUUAAGAAAUCAAUUAUUAUAUGGAAAUAAAAAUAUAAAAAUUGAUGAAAAUACAAAAAUGAUAGCUGAAUCAUUACUUGAUAAAAUGGAUAGUAUUAUAUAUGAAUUGGAAAAUAAAGAACAUGAUGAAAAUAGCUAUAAAAAUGAAAUAAAAAUUAUAACAUUUAAAUCAAUAUAUGAUAGGUAUUAUAAAAUAUUCACUACAUUUAUAUCAUACUCUGAUAUUGUACCUCUACCAAAUAAUUUAUAUGACUACGUGUUAAAUAAUGGUGUAUAUAUAAGGUCAAAAAAAAAUAAUGAUUUUAAUAGUAGAGAAAAUAUACAUAAUAUAUAUUCCUACUUAGAUAAUGUACAAGUAGGAGAAAAUGAUUUAUCAAUUAACGAUGAAAAAAUAUAUGUUGAUAAUAUUGAUAUAAGUAAACCUACUAUAAUAAAUAAAUCCAUAUUAAAUCUUGACAUAGAUAUUGAAUACUUACCAUUAAAAAUUAACUCCUCUUAUUAUUAUGCCAAUAUACAAUAUGCGAAGUUGUUUUUAAAUGAUGCUAUAAAUAUGUCUUUAUAUGAUAAAGCAUUGGGCGAACUGGUAGUCGUUAAGGCUUUAGUGGACAUACCCUCCCUGUCCACGGAAUUUGUCGAGGGCUUUGAAAUAAAGGAAAUGAAAGCCGGAGAAAGGCAAUGGAUGCCGAUAUACCUAGCAAUAACUCUUUCAUCCUAUACAUAUGUAGAUGUAGAAUUUCCUUUUUGGUUUUACAUAAAGAAUUUUAUAAACAUAAAAGAGGAAGAAUAUAAAAAUGGAGAUGAAUUAUUUGAAUUACCUUCUCCCUAUUUUUUUGAGAUAUGUUUUAUGUUUUUAGAUCAAAAAAUAUUUUCAAAAGCUACUCCUAUUGAAACGGUUGGACAGAAAAGUUUUUUUAAAUAUAUGUCGAAGGUAGCAGGUUAUGUUGAAGAUAUUAAGCAUUGUAGAGCUGAGAAAAUAAUAAAAUACCUUGAGGAGCAAGAUGUGCACUCUACCCAUAUUUACAUUCAAAAUUUGCAGUACUCUGAAACUUAUUUAAUUAAUCUAUCUCUGUACAGUUUUUGGAAGUACGAUAAAAAUUUAAACGAACGAGGUGAUUCCAUAGAUUUUACCUCAUACUUACUUGAGCCAUUUAUAAAAGAAGCGGGGGAAGACAAUGAUGACGAGGAAAAUAUACUACAUGAUUUGUAG